UUUUUUUUGUGAAUGAGUAUCGAAAGUUGAACAAGCAUAGAACAGCACGUUCCUUUAUCUUAAUUUUCCUUAGUUUUUUUAUUAUAACAAAUUCAUAAAACUAAUUUAAGACAAAUAAAGUACAUAUAUAUACAGUAAAGUGAUAAACUCUGUAUUGCAGUUGGAAAAAAAUUGAAAAUACGGAAACAUGUUGAGUGAAAUUGUUAAUAACAGCAAAUUACAAAAGGUAAUUAUCAGCACGGGCAACAUACUAAAUGUGGACAAUGCGACACCGUUGCGAAAAUCCAACGAAGAGCUAUUGGAAUCUUUGAAACUUUGCACAGAUUGUCAGAAGGCGGCUGAAACAGAAUGCUCAAACGAGCAGGCAGCGGCGCCAGGUGGUUGUGGUGGCGAGACUCAAGUGGAAUGCCAUGAAACCGAAGCUCAAGUACUAAGAGCCAAUCGAGAGUUACAAGAGAGAAUUAAAGAAUAUGCUCGCAAUGAAAUAAGUAUUGGUGUGAAAUUGUUUCUAAAUAAAUCCUCUAAGCAAGGGGUAGAGGAAGCGGUCAGUGCUUUAAUGCAUAUUUUGAAAGUGGAGCAUGUCGAUAACUUGGUUCUGGCCUAUCAUCCACUGGAGACAGCCUCCAAGGCUUUGCCUGAGACUCCGGAUGUAACCAGUACCGUCUCGUAUACGGGCGACUUAAAGUGGAGCAAACGCAAUGAGAAGAGUUUGGAUGUACUUAAAGAUUUGUGGCAAGUUUUACAAGAUUUCAAUGAAAAGAAAAAAAUUUGCCAAUUGGGCAUUGCCGACUUGGACUGUGAUGCAUUGACAGAAUUGCAUAGAAACGCUAGAGUGCCUCCUACUAUUAAUCAAAUAAACUUAGCCAAUUGUUGUGUGGUGCCACCAGAGCUUAAAGAAUUUUGUACUCAACAUGACAUACAACUGCUGACUCAUGGUGAUCCGGAGAUUCUAAUAAACGAUGAGAAUUUCAUCAUACCCAACUACACGGUAGAUUGGUCAUUGCGCUAUCAAAUUCAUGUACGCUGUCGUGGUGUUCUCACUGCCAAGGGUUACAUACUUCAGGCCUCGAAAUUGCCACCAAACCCCACAGCAAGAGAGUGAAUGUUUCCUGCCAUAAGACAGGACACAUCAACAAGAUCUUUUGGAAUUUCUUCUUUUUUUAUUGGAAUACAAAAAAAAAACAUACAAAUAGUUCAAAACUUUUAAAUCAAAUCAAAAUAAACAAAAAAACUGUCUAUGUUGCAUUUUAAUGGAAUAACAAAACGUAAACAAUUUGCGAACUUUUUUAAGAGAUUGUCAUCUAAGUAAGAGAACAAUUUUCUCAUUUUCAGCAUAUUUUCCAAAGGCUUUUCAUCCUGAGAACGGGUCUAUAAAAGAGUGAAAAUUUGUUGGCCCUCAAGAACAUCUCUUUAAUAAGAUUUUUUAUAGCUAUAUUAUUUAACCCAACUCUUAGUAAUUGUUAUAUUUUUUGAUAAACUAUUUUUUCUUGUAACAAAAAAUAUUGUCAUACAUUUCUUUCCAACUUUAAGUUUUUUUUUUUAUAUAUUUUAAUUUAAACGAAAUAAAAACACAAUUUUGCUUAUUUGUAUUUUGUUAAGUAUAUAUUUAAAUUUAAUAAAAAAACAAACUUAAAAAUAAAUUUAAUGCAAAUAAUAAAAAGAAAAAUUACAGUUAUUUGAAAACACACCAAA
Molecule: messenger RNA, 1692 nt
Organism: Calliphora vicina (urban bluebottle blowfly)
Lineage: Eukaryota; Metazoa; Arthropoda; Insecta; Diptera; Calliphoridae
Gene: Gclm
Product: Glutamate-cysteine ligase modifier subunit
Exons: 1
Coding region: 188-1102 (304 amino acids)
Biological process (GO): glutathione biosynthetic process
Cellular component (GO): glutamate-cysteine ligase complex
Molecular function (GO): enzyme regulator activity; glutamate-cysteine ligase catalytic subunit binding
Source: RefSeq, a predicted model, not a curated record